This is a messenger RNA of Cimex lectularius (bed bug), 1142 nucleotides long. RefSeq lists its product as uncharacterized. The record is from RefSeq and is a predicted model, not a curated record. The coding region runs from base 45 to 998 and encodes 317 amino acids. The transcript has 2 exons. NCBI's taxonomy places the organism in Eukaryota, Metazoa, Arthropoda, Insecta, Hemiptera, Cimicidae.
AAAACGUUUUGCCAAUUCAUUUCAGCGCACUGCACACUGUUAGGAUGACGAACUGCGCCAAGGGUAGCUUGCUGCUUCUGCUCUUCAUUUCGGUCUCUUGGGCUUUUCCGACCGGAGACAGCGAAACAACCCAACUAGUGAGACCAAGAUGCAGGCCAUGCGAAAACCAUGGGCCAGUCUUUCCUACAGACUACGUAUGCGUUCCGAGGAAUAAAGCGGUCAGGCUACGUGUUAGCAAAGCACCGUCCAGAAGUAACAGCGGAGACAGUGACGAAGUGGGAAGCUUUUUGGCCAUGUUGACUGAGAUGUAUAAAGUUUCCAGAGGACAAACCGACUCGAAAGAACCAUCAAAGGUAGGAGGCAACAACAACACUCAAGGCAGCCAACAACAUUCCAACUCAGAUAAUGGACACUCAUACACCAGAGGAGGAAACAACAACAACCAAGACAGCCAGCAGCAUUCCAACUCAGAUAAUGGACAUUCAUCCACCAGAGGAGGAAACAACAACAACCAAGGCAGCCAACAACAUUCAAACUCCGAUGAUGGGCAUUCAUCCACCAAAGGAGGAGACAACAACAAUCAAGAAAACGAACAACAUUCAAACUCCGAUGAUGGACAUUCAUCCACCAAAGGAGGAGACAAUAACAAUCAAGAAAACGAACAACAUUCAAACUCCGAUGAUGGACAUUCAUCCACCAAAGGAGGAGACAACAACAAUCAAGAUAACGAACAACAUUCAAACUCCGAUGAUGGACAUUCAUCCACCAAAGGAGGAGACAACAACAAACAAGUAAACGAACAACUUUCAAACUCAAACAACGACGAUAAUGACAACGAUCAACAAUCGGCUCAGGUAAUGAACGUUCAGCCAAAGACCGAGGAAACGACAACGAUCAGAACGACCAACAUCAUUCACAACAAUACGAUAAUUGCAAAUAGUGAUCAGCCUGUGUUGGUUGGAGGAGGCGUCGUCGAUGAUCACGGCAGAGUCUAUUGAGCGGGUCAAUCAUAGAGACGCAGACUCAUUUUUGACCACAAGAAGGGACGAACAAAUGCAAGGAAUCUUUUGGAAUUAUUAUCACACAUUUUAAUAUUUAAAAUGUCGAUCGCUCUUAACUGAAAAUUGUUAUAAUUUUGAAGA